AUGAAGUGGCAGUCAGCUUUGUUUCUUUCCGGUACUUUUGCCAGUCAGGUGAUUGCGGGCACUGAUUCCAUUGACUGCGAUAUCGAUGAACCCUACGCUGGCUACAGCAUUAUUAACGGGAUCGAGUACCUUCGAGGUCUCGAUGGUCAGCCUGUCGCAAGAGCAGAGAAGUGCAACCGUGUCAGUUGCUCCUAUGGCGGGGGUAUAUAUGUCUGUUCCGAUGAUGGCAAGGACCACCCACUCAAGAGCUGGGGAACUGUGGCAGAUGUUGCCGAAAAGAUUAAGCAAGAGUGUGGGUAUAGAGGGCGUCUGUAUAGCUCUGAUGGUUGGGGUGCUAUUAUCCAGGGGGCAGACUGCUAG
Molecule: messenger RNA, 360 nt
Organism: Aspergillus versicolor CBS 583.65
Lineage: Eukaryota; Fungi; Ascomycota; Eurotiomycetes; Eurotiales; Aspergillaceae
Exons: 3
Coding region: 1-360 (119 amino acids)
Source: RefSeq, a predicted model, not a curated record